CCUCGGGACUCUUUCAACCCGCCUAUCCUCAUUCAUCCACCACAACACCUAAGUUCACCCCACACACCAAAAGCAGUACUACCUCCCUUAUCUACCACCCACCAGACAGACAGUCAGACAACAUGUGCGGCCCAGAGACCCCCUCCUCCACACCCCGCAUCGGCGCCCGCGUCGACCUCUCCUCCCCCACCGGCCGCGGCAGCCUCGGCAACCUACUCUUCCUAAACCCGACAUCGCCCUCGAGCGUCCACGCCACUCACGUCCGCUUCUUCCACCCCGCUCAGCCCGCAGCAUCAAACCCGCUCGACGACAGCCUGCUCGUCUCCAUCCACAUGACAGGCGACCUCACCAAACCGCUCGCCGACGCCGGCCUGAUGCAGCAGUUCACCCUCCACCGCCCCAACACCGCCUCCAAUAACAGCCCGCACGACGACGGCCUAGGCGGGUUCGAGGAGACGGCCCUCGGAGCAGCGCUGUCGCUGCAGGUUGGCAGCGACGGGAUCAUUGGCCGGCGCGUGACGAUGCGGCGCGGGGAGGAGCUGCUGGCGGACGGGAUCGUGGGGUUUAACUCGCUGCCGGUGGUGGUUGGUACCGGUGCUGGCGGGGUGUGAGUUGGGAGAUGACCCGAGAUAAGUGGGGGUGUUGGUGUGUGUGCAUGCAUGCAUGGGGUGGUGUUUUGGUGUUUGCUUUCUUUCUGAUGGGCCUGGUGUGCUUGGGUUGGGUGGGGGAACUGGGAGCAUCAAUGGUCGGCGUUCUUUUACCUCCUGCUUCGUAUUUUUAUUAGUAGAGCAUGGUUAGUCACCUACCUAG
Chaetomium fimeti is the source of this 810-nucleotide messenger RNA. RefSeq lists its product as uncharacterized. The coding region runs from base 123 to 611 and encodes 162 amino acids. NCBI's taxonomy places the organism in Eukaryota, Fungi, Ascomycota, Sordariomycetes, Sordariales, Chaetomiaceae. The transcript has 2 exons. The record is from RefSeq and is a predicted model, not a curated record.